AUGAGUAAUGUUCUGGAUAUCAUCAAAGUCGACCUCCUGGACAUGAGCCUGUUCCUGGACAUGACUGUGAUCAUGAGCUGGAGUGAUCCGAGCGUGAGGUACAAGAACCUCCGGAGAAACAGAAACGUAAAUCAGAUAUACCAUUCACGGGGAAAUGCUCCGGUCUGGACUCCCAUGGUCACGGUAGAGCCAGGGAAGGGUUUCCCAGUGCAGAAGGUCCUUUCUGUACGGAAAAAAUACCAAUGGAACAAUAGAACAGGAUGGUGUGUAUUCGGUCCAGCGAUGAACACAGAUUCAUAUGUAAUGUAUGAAGGCAAGGAUAAUCCACUGGAAUUGAAGAUUAAAAUGCAGCCCAAAGUAAGGUGCAUUUUCAAACUCCACUCCUUCCCCUGGGACACCCAACGUUGUUCUCUCGACCUUGUGUUCUCCAAUACCAUCUGGAGAACCACGAAUACCUCGGAGACUUCAGAAGCAAAGAUCAGAAACCAGGCUGGAGGGAUACGCGACGGGCGCAGUACGUGUGGGACAGCUAUCUCCCCCACGUUGCUCCUUAUGGCCCUCGGCUAUGGCACUCUCUUCCUCCCCGUCGAGCCCUUCAACGACCGUGGCACCCUGAGCCUGACCACCCUCCUCGUCCUGGUGGCACUCUACACGGACUCCGGGACCGCGCUGCCCACCACGACCUACAACACGCUCAUGGAUACAUGGUACAUAUUCUCCAUGGCCUUUCUAGCUCUCAUUGUGGCCACGCACUUGUUCAUCAGCGCGUCCAGGUGUAGUGUGCAGGUUCACGGUCGACCUCUUGCGAGCUUCGAUGCCCAAGCCAAAGCCUGGAUGCCACAGAGCCCCGACUAA
Molecule: messenger RNA, 855 nt
Organism: Penaeus vannamei (Pacific white shrimp)
Lineage: Eukaryota; Metazoa; Arthropoda; Malacostraca; Decapoda; Penaeidae
Source: RefSeq, a predicted model, not a curated record